Molecule: messenger RNA, 1082 nt
Organism: Ctenopharyngodon idella (grass carp)
Lineage: Eukaryota; Metazoa; Chordata; Actinopteri; Cypriniformes; Xenocyprididae
Gene: arl4aa
Product: ADP-ribosylation factor-like 4aa
Exons: 2
Coding region: 209-817 (202 amino acids)
Biological process (GO): vesicle-mediated transport; intracellular protein transport
Cellular component (GO): cytoplasm
Molecular function (GO): GTPase activity; GTP binding
Source: RefSeq, a predicted model, not a curated record
AAACAAAUGAGCUGCGUGUGCGCGUGAGUUCAGGCGCGCGCUUCUCCAGUCAGUCAGCGGCGCGCAGAGCAGAGCUGCUAGGGCGUUAAUGAAUGACGCUUUCUAGCGAAGUGCGAAGUCUGAACGGCACGCAUUGGAUGUGCAACUGGGGUUUUGGACCUAUGGAACAUCAUCCUAAACUUGUGUUGUUCUCACACUCCUGAGGGAAAUGGGGAACGGAAUAUCGGAGCAACCCAACUUUCUUUCCAGUCUUCCAUUCUUUAAUUCUCUUCACAUCUCUAUCCUGGGUCUGGACUCUGCAGGCAAAACAACGGUGCUGUACCGUCUGCAGUUCAAUGAGUUUGUCAACACUGUCCCCACCAAAGGUUUCAAUGCGGAGAAAGUCAGAGUAGCUGUCGGAGACUCACAGACAGUGACGUUUCACUUUUGGGACGUUGGCGGCCAUGAGAAACUGCGCCCUCUCUGGAAGUCCUAUACACGAUGUGCGGAUGGCAUCAUGUUUGUUGUGGACUCUCUAGACGCAGAAAGGAUGGAAGAGGCUAAGACUGAGCUUUACAAAAUCGCCCGCUCCACUGAAAAUCAAGGAGUGCCUGUGCUGAUUAUUGCUAACAAGCAGGACUUGAGACAGGCUCUGUCACUGUCACAGAUAGAGACCAUGCUGGCGCUCAAUGAACUGGGACCCUCUACGCCGUGGCACCUGCAGCCCACCUGCGCCAUCAUUGGUGAUGGCCUCAAAGAGGGACUCGAAAGACUUCAUGACAUGAUCCUAAAACGAAGAAAGAUGCUCAAACAGCAAAAACAGAAAAAUAGACCGUAAAUGUAUUAUAUAAACGGAGGAGAAAAGAACAAUUACAGUUUAAUGGUUGUGAACUGUCAUUUUAAUGUGCCCAGAUUUGGUUAGAACCAACACGCACUUUAGUUGUUUACUUUCUUGUUUACUUCUCUGGUUGUUUACUAUCACUUAGAAAUAUAAUCUUAAUAUAAAGUUUUUUUUGAAUUAUUACACUGAAGGAUGAUUGGUGUUGUAGGUUUUAUUUAGAAUGUUUAUUUGCAAUAAAGGGGCUUUCUUUGUUUAUUCUAAA